Dimorphilus gyrociliatus is the source of this 605-nucleotide messenger RNA. Lineage: Eukaryota; Metazoa; Annelida; Polychaeta; Dinophilidae. The record is from the annotation of a GenBank genome assembly.
CAUUUCGAAGCGCUUUUGCUUAUAAUACUUUCUGUGACUGGCUAAAAAACGAUCCUGAAUUUUAAUAAGGCUUCUAGAUUAAAGUCACAAUAACCACUUACGUAGACAGUCUUAAAAGCUAAGAAAUAUUUUACUUAGUAAAUAUGGUGUGUGUACCAUGUAUCAUUAUUCCUGUUCUUUUAUGGGUGUUUCAUAAAUACAUACAACCUUUGAUAUUGAAAUUUUGGAACCCUUGGAGCAAAAAGGAAGCUAAAACUAUUGAUUGGGACUCUUUGAAAACAGAAGAAUCCGAUUAUAUAAAGAAGAAAGUAAAUGCAGAACCUGUCGUUUUAUUUUCAAAGACAACAUGCAGCUUCUGUAGUCUAACUAAAGAUCUUCUAAAUGAAAUCGGUGUAAACUAUUAUGUAGAAGAAAUAAACGAAAAUGAAAAUUGUGAAAAACUUCAAGAGGCCUUUAAAACAUUGACUGGAGAGAGAACUGUACCUAGAAUUUUUAUUGGUGGAAAAUGCGUUGGUGGAAAUUCAGAUGCCUGCAGUCUUCAUAAUCAAGGUAAACUGGUAACUCUUUGUAAAGAUGCCGGAGCAACUUUUAAGAAAACUGAUUGA